AAAUCCAACAAAACUUUGAGUCAAAAUUCCAACGUAGUACAGUAAAAUUUGUGUUCCUAUCCGCGUAAACAGAACAUGUCUGGAAUGGAUAAAAUUCCGUGUCCUCGCUAUUAAUUAAACACCACAGUGCAACUAUAAAUACUUGUUAGUUGUUACCAAACCUCGCUAACUCCAACCUCAUUCAAUUCAACUUUCAUCCUUAUCCUGUUUCAUUACUGUUCCAUUUCACAUAACUUCUGUCAUUUCUUCAACUCCACUUUAACCUUCUGCUGCCAAUAUGACGAUCACGGCGGCGCCGGCGCUCAAGGACGGGUGCCUUACGGCCAGGGGCAAGGUGGUUCUGACCCACGUCCCCGGAAACAUUGUGCUUUCUCCUCUUGGAACAGCUUCCGCUUUUCUGGGUGCAACUUCGACCAUUUCAAGUUCCCGUCACGUUUUCAAUCUGGGCAUUCUCCAGGGAUAUAAGUUGCUAUGUUUGUUCAGAGAGAAAAUCUGGUGGAUGAUACCACGUAUAGGGAGAUCUGCAAGUGAUGUUCUGAUGGAAACUCAAUUGCUGCUCCUGGAAGCAAGAGAAGAGUCUGCGCUUGAGGAUGAGUUUUCUUCUGACUCCGAAGAGCCAACUACGGAGAACACUUGCUACAUUCUCUUCUUGCCUGUUUUGGAUGGACAGUUCCGCGCAACUUUGCAAGGAACUCAAUCAAAUGAGCUUCAGUUCUGCAUUGAAAGUGGAGAUGCCCACGUUCAAACUUCCCAAUCAUUUGAAGCAGUAUUUGUAAAUUCAGGGAACAAUCCAUUUGAGUUAAUCAGGGAUUCUAUCAAGAUAUUGGAGAAACACAAAGGAACUUUCUGUCAUCUUGAAAACAAGAGUAUUCCUGCACAUCUUGAUUGGUUUGGAUGGUGCACUUGGGAUGCUUUUUACACCGAAGUAACUCCACAAGGAAUAAGAGAGGGCCUUCAAAGUCUCUCAAACGGGGGUUGUUCGCCAAAGUUUAUCAUCAUUGAUGAUGGAUGGCAAGAGACGAUCAAUACUUUUCAGAAAGAGGGUGAACCAAUGAUUGAAGGAACCCAGUUUGCAACCAGACUGGUAGACAUUAAAGAAAACAAAAAGUUCAACAACGCAGGCUCCGACAAUUCUUGUAACAAUCUCCACGAUUUUGUUGACUCUAUCAAACAGAAUAUGAAUGUAAAAUACGUUUACAUGUGGCAUGCUUUAGCUGGUUAUUGGGGAGGUGUACUCCCAUCAUCAGAUGCAAUGAAGAAAUAUAAUCCAAAGCUUGCAUAUCCAAUUCAGUCAUCUGGUAUCACAGGGAACCUUAGAGAUAUAGCCAUGGACAGCUUGGAAAAAUAUGGAGUGGGAAUCAUCGAACCACAAAAUCUGUAUGACUUUUACAAUGACUAUCACAGUUACCUUGCCAGCUGUGGCGUGGAUGGAGUCAAAGUAGAUGUCCAAAAUUUGAUAGAAACGUUGGGUUCUGGGUAUGGUGGACGUGUUUCAUUAACCAAACGUUAUCAUGAAGCACUAGAGCAAUCUGUAACAAGGAACUUUAAGGACAACAACCUCAUUUGCUGCAUGUCUCACAACUCUGAUUCAAUUUACAGUUCUAAGAAGAGUGCAGUGGCUAGAGCAUCUGAGGAUUUCAUGCCAAGAGAACCAACAUUUCAAACCUUGCACAUUGCCUCUGUUGCCUUUAACAGUCUUCUUCUGGGAGAGAUAUUUGUGCCGGACUGGGACAUGUUCCAUAGCAAACACGAGACAGCUGAGUUCCAUGCUGCAGCAAGAGCAAUAAGUGGCUGUGCUGUAUAUGUUAGUGACAAGCCUGGAAAUCAUGAUUUCAAAAUCCUCAAGAAGCUAGUACUACCUGAUGGAUCCGUCUUGAGAGCAAGAUAUGCCGGCCGUCCUACUCGAGAUUGUUUAUUUGAAGACCCUGUAAUGGAUGGUAAAAGUCUGCUGAAAAUUUGGAAUUUGAAUGUCCUGACUGGGGUUAUAGGCAUCUUCAAUUGCCAAGGAGCAGGAAGCUGGCCACUGAAAUCAUUAGAAGCCACACCCUUGCGCAUAACCAUUUCAGGGAAAGUGAGACCCCUUGAUGUUGAAUUUCUUGAAGAGGUUGCUGGUGAUAAUUGGAAUGGAGAUUGCAUAGUAUAUGCCUUCAAUGCAGGCUUGCUUUCCAAGGUGUCGACCAGAGGAAAACUAGAAGUGUCCCUAGAGACUCUCCAAUGUGAAAUAUAUACAGUAUCUCCAAUCAGGGUGUUUGGUCAUGAAGUGCAAUUUGCACCAAUAGGGUUGCUUGACAUGUACAAUUCGGGAGGAGCAGUAGAAGCCCUUGACUGCACCAUGGAUGUUGCACAGUGCAUAAUAAAGAUCAAAGGUAGAGGGUGUGGCAGUUUUGGAGCCUACUCCAACGUUAGACCGAAACGUUGUCUAGUGAACAUGAAGGAGGAGGAGUUCUCCUACAACCCUGAAGAUGGAUUAUUGACCAUUAAACUUGGUGGUGAAGGCAAUUCAAGGGACAUAGAGUUUGUAUACUGAGGUGGCUCUGUUAAGUCAGAAUAAAUGUAUUCUGAUUCUUCUUCAUCUGUAUUUUCCCCUCUUUGCUUAACCGGCUAAGACUGAAGUAAGCUUAUACAGAUUUUUUUUUUGGUGUUGUAACAAAAAAAAAAUGACUUCUUUAAUUUUGAUGUAUUGUAGUGUAUAUAUAUUUUUGUAGGGAUUGUAUAAUCUAUGUAUUCAUCAGCGUGCGACAUUAUUAUGGUGUUAUACUUAUAUACGUGCAUAUAAUCAUGGUUGUUAAGCAUUAAAUGGAUCUCGGAAUUUCUAGA
Cajanus cajan (pigeon pea) is the source of this 2817-nucleotide messenger RNA. RefSeq names its product putative galactinol--sucrose galactosyltransferase 2. Lineage: Eukaryota; Viridiplantae; Streptophyta; Magnoliopsida; Fabales; Fabaceae. The record is from RefSeq and is a predicted model, not a curated record.